AUGGAUCCAUACGCCGACCAUGUCAAUAAACAAUUUGAAAAAUUAGAUAGUUUUGCAACGAAUUUUACCAAAACUUUUAUUCCCAUAGUUGAUUCUGCACUAAAAAUGUCAACAGAAGAAGGCGUCGUAUCGGCUUUUCAAGUUUUUCAAGCGGCAAAACAAAGCAAAAAGUCGAAAAACUCAAAGAAAUCGACAAAAACUCCUUUGAAUGGUAGCACAGGAAAGAAGUUAGCAACGAAGCCAACUGCUGGCAAGCAACACAGUGUGAGUAAAGCAUUCAAGAAGAACGAGGAGCUGAAAGCCAAAAGUCACAAUCAUGUGGAGUCUAGCCAAAGUGUAGGUGGUGCAGUAUCCAAGAAGAACAAGGACAAGACAACAAAACACUAUGAUGGUAAUCCUAACGAGCAACCAAAGAAACAAAAGGCUGAACCCAAAAAGAAACCACAACUGCAGGAGUAUUUGGUUAAACAGCUGGAAAAGGAUGUAGAAGAAAAUCCAUCAGAUGAUGAUGAUGAUGACUUCGAUAGUGAAGAUAUGGGCAGUGAAGAAUAUAGCUACACUGAAUCUGAUGAAUUUUCCAACGAGUAUACAAUUAAUGAAAGUGGAAGUUUUUCUGAAGAUGAAGAAAUGGAGGGCGAUGACUCAUUUGAGUAUGAUGUUCCAUCCAAAAAUUCAAAUAAAGACAAUAGGAAACGUAAAAGUCCAGAACCCACUACCCAAAGCAAAGCCAAAACACCAGCCAGCAAAUUAAAUGGCGAAGUUUUACAAACCAAAAAGUUGAAAACGUCCGAUCACCCAGAUCGUAAAUCUCUACCAGACACAAAACAUCAGAAAGCAACUUCCUCGGCUGAAGAAAAUAAACGCAGAAAGUCGAUAGCAACUGUCUCAACUGUCAAAGACAAAUCUCAACAAUUAAGAAAAGUCUCCAUAACCUCGGUAGAUGUUAAACUGGAACCAUUAUCUCCGCCGCACAAUGUGGCUAAGGUCAGCAGUAUUGAUGAAGGAAAGCGGGCUUUCCAGUGGUUAUUAAAUCCUGUCUCUGUGGAUGAGUUCUUCAAAAAGUAUUGGGAAGCCAAGGCUUGCCUGAUCAAGCGCAAACAAUCCAACUACUUUUCUCAUUUGAUUUCCUUUGAAGCCAUCGAUGAAAUGCUCAUAAAGAAUCAUGUGGAAUUUACCAAAAAUUUAGAUGUAACAUCCUAUAAAAAUGGCGUUCGUGAGACAUUAAAUCCAGAAGGGCGUGCUAUGCCUCCUGUUGUUUGGGAUCACUACGGUCAGGGUUGCAGUAUUCGCUUGUUAAACCCCCAUACAUUUUUGCCCCAGUUGUUCACGCUUAAUACAACUUUACAAGAAUAUUUCCAUUGCUUGGUGGGUGCCAAUGCCUACUUGACACCACCAAAUAGUCAAGGAUUUGCUCCCCACUAUGACGACAUUGAGGCAUUUGUGUUACAAAUUGAGGGUCGAAAACGCUGGAAGUUGUAUAAACCACGUUCGUCAGGGGAAAUUCUGCCCAGAGAAUCUUCCCGCAAUUUUACACAGGCUGAGAUUGGAAAACCCAUCUUGGAGGAGGUCUUAGAACCAGGUGAUGUUUUGUACUUCCCUCGUGGCACUAUUCAUCAAGCAUGCACAGAGCCAGGCUAUCAUUCCUUGCACAUUACGCUGAGUGUAUAUCAGAAACAAUCAUAUGCUGAUUUGUUUGAGAAAAUGCUUCCGUUGAUGCUUAAAAAGGCUAUAGCUGACAAUGUUGAAAUGCGACGAGGUCUGCCUUUGAAUACUUGGCAACAUGCUGGCAUUGCUUACAGUGACAAUUCUACAAAAGAACGUGUCGAUUUGCAAAGGAAUGUCAAACAACUUUUGCACAAAUGCAUUAGAGAUAUGCCAUUGGAUGACUUGGUCGAUGCAGCAGUCGAUCAAGUCGCCAAGAAGUUCCAACAUGAAGCUUUGCCUCCAGAGGUCCUGCCAUCGGAACGUACACGUACAGUUUUCGGUUCACGCAAUCGUACCAAUGAACGUGGCGAAUGUGUCUGUGACUAUGAUAUUGAUGAGCGCACCAAUGUCCGUCUAUUAAGGGCCAAUAUUAUGCGUCUGGUGGAUGAAGAGGAAAAGAUACGCAUCUAUUAUUACUUGGACAAUUCUAAAGAGUACUGUGAGUAUGAACCCAAUUUUAUAGAAAUUGAACCAAUGGAGGCUGCCAGUGUUGAGGUGUUAAUAAAAAGCUAUCCACAAUACAUUGGAGUGUCACAAUUACCCUUGCCCAGCGAUGAGCAGAAAAUAAAUCUAGUUACUGCUUUGUGGGAGCGAGGUUUACUUAUGAUGGAAAAACCAUUUAAAUAAUUACUGAAUUUAAUUCCAAACCCAUUGAUUGU
Musca vetustissima is the source of this 2363-nucleotide messenger RNA. It is a transcript of the gene NO66, whose product is annotated as bifunctional lysine-specific demethylase and histidyl-hydroxylase NO66. The coding region runs from base 1 to 2331 and encodes 776 amino acids. NCBI's taxonomy places the organism in Eukaryota, Metazoa, Arthropoda, Insecta, Diptera, Muscidae. Gene Ontology annotation, cellular component: nucleolus. The transcript is spliced from 3 exons. Gene Ontology annotation, molecular function: histone H3K36 demethylase activity; histone H3K4 demethylase activity. The record is from RefSeq and is a predicted model, not a curated record.